Linum trigynum is the source of this 1737-nucleotide messenger RNA. The record is from the annotation of a GenBank genome assembly. Lineage: Eukaryota; Viridiplantae; Streptophyta; Magnoliopsida; Malpighiales; Linaceae.
UCAUAUUCUAACACACGAUUUUAUCAUAAAGAGUUUCAUCACUUUUCCUGAUUCUUUUCUCUUACAUGAUCUUAAGAAUUAUUAUUAUUGUGUUAAAAAUGAUAAACUAUUUUAUGUUUGAUUAAAAGGACUUUUGCUGUAGCUUAAACUGGUCAAAUAUUUACUUAUUUGUAAAAAAAAUUAGUUUGUAAUUAUUAAGUUAAUUUAAUUUUGAAGGGGACACCCCUAUAUAAAAUUCAUGUGUCUACUACUGCAGCUUGAUAUGUUGCCUGUCUUGCCGAUUAGUAUGUAAUUCGGUUUCAGUUCAAUUCGAUUUGAAAGACUUAACCCGAACCGGAUGCCCACCCUACUCCUCUCUGCACCAAAAAGGGCCUAAAUGCAGAGUGGGAUUGUUUGCCAGAUGGCUAAGCCGAAGAAUUUAAUGCAGUUCGUCAGGAAAGGGGCAUCACUGCAUUUAAUUCCUGCCAUCCCCAUCCUCAACUGGUAACCACUCCCUCUCCCCCCAUUUCCCAUUCUCCUCCCCUCCAUCAAAGAAAAAUAGACGCAAACCGAUUAACCCAAUAAGCCCAUUUCUCUGUUCCUCCCCACCCUUCCUUCCCUUCCCAUUUUUCCUUGCUCUGCAACAUCUCUGCUCCAUAGAUGGCUGAUAAUAGUAACAGCAACAGCAACAACAACGAUGCAGCUCUUCGUGGCAGUCUCAUCGCGCUGGCUGCAGUCAUGGCGGCGGUGGGCAUCUGGACACACUCCAUGAGGAAAGUUGGAGUUACUUACAUGGUGGGUAUGCUUGGGAUCGCGGGCAUUCUUCUUCCCGAUUGGGAUUACUUCGACAGAGAUUACUCUCGCUGGUUCUAUCCCGUCACUGAACAGGAGAAGCUGGCUCUCUCCAGACGAUCUGGCCUCAGGAGCAGGACUUACCCUCUUAGACUGAUCGGUUACAGCAUUGUUUACGGCUAUGGUUUUUACAAGUGGUGGAAAUUUGUAUCCAGCUGAAUUUGCUUUGGAUCAGCGACUUUGAUGAUUCGAUUGAUUAAUUUUCUUGUCAAGAACUAGAUGUGAGGGGCUAACUGUGAAAAUUGCAGUGGUAGUUCUUGAAGAAGAACAGCAGUGGAAAAAAAGUGUCCUUCAGUUUUAUGGACAGCAUCAAUCCUACGGCAUUUGCCCUCUUCAUUUAAGUUGCUUACGUUUUCCAGCUAAUAUGUAUGAAGUUUGUCAUGCUUUAUUUUGUUUGGCUUUGGCCCAUAGUUUGGUUGGUUUCAAUUGUUCAGCAGCAAAUGGUAGGUGACGCAGUAAUGUUGGGGCAGAAUGUUAGGGAUGGGUUCUUCUUCUCAGUAUAACUGAAAUGGACAAUUUGGUUUAUGGGGCAAUUUCUCAAGAAAUAAACUUGUACAAUUGGUGGUUCAGGGAAUUUUUGUUUAUUCGUUUUGACAUUAACUAGCUUACAAGCCUAACCUUUUAGGAAUGAUUUUUAGGUAUAGGAUAGGAUGUAGAACGUUUGGUUAUUCAUAAAUUAGGUCUAGUCUCUUAGUUUGUAAUAGAAUUAGAAGCAACGGUGACAUUACAAAAAUGAUUAAUUUUCCUAUUUUUUGAGUUAAUUUUUUAGUUUGAUCCGAACUUUACACUAAUUAACUACUUUAACUACAAAUUUCUAAAAAUAUUAUCAUGUUCGAAAUUCCAAACUAACUGGACCAAUUUGGCCCAACACCUUGAAUUGACCUUUAAUAAAAUAAAAUAAAAAUU